Molecule: messenger RNA, 648 nt
Organism: Clunio marinus
Lineage: Eukaryota; Metazoa; Arthropoda; Insecta; Diptera; Chironomidae
Source: the annotation of a GenBank genome assembly
AUGUCAAAAUUUGAUGAAAUAUUUGAUGACUCCAGGAACAUUAUAAGCAACGAAGAAAUUCUUUACUUAAAAGAUGCAAUACACAUGAGUGGAGAAAUCCAAAAUGAACUUAAAUCAAUGUUAAAUCAAGUAGAAAAACUUUCAAUAAAAUUCAACAAUCCAAAUAGAGUAUGCAUGAAAACUAUUGUACCUGGUGUUGAACAAAUAUUUCCUGAUUACUUGUUGUUAAAUUUUGACGCUGUGAUAAAUGAAGAACGUCAAAAACAUGAUUUUAACUCACCACAACAACAUCAUAAACUGCAAGAGAUAAAUGAUGGUUCACAUUUUACUAAAACAUCGACAGUCAAGAGUGAGAUCAUCAAUCAUUUGAGAGAAGUUUGUGAAGAGUCUAAAUUUGAUGUUGACGAGGGUGGUGGUGGAGAUAGAAAAUCAUUUAAUUAUGAAUCGAAAUCAAUUGAUGAACAUGUUGAACCAUAUUCAGAAUUCUGGAAUAAAUAUCAGAAAAUCAAAUGUGAAAUAAUCAAAAUUGAGCGAGAGCUUCGAAGCACAGAAAUAAGAAUUAAGUUAAUCACAAAUGAAGCAGAAACACGCGCUAUUAAUGCUAAUAACUAUGCCUUUAACAUUCAAAGCAAGCAAUUCAAGGAAUAA